Molecule: messenger RNA, 9121 nt
Organism: Cottoperca gobio
Lineage: Eukaryota; Metazoa; Chordata; Actinopteri; Perciformes; Bovichtidae
Gene: atp2b3b
Product: ATPase plasma membrane Ca2+ transporting 3b
Exons: 26
Coding region: 1649-5215 (1188 amino acids)
Biological process (GO): calcium ion transmembrane transport; regulation of cytosolic calcium ion concentration
Cellular component (GO): plasma membrane; intracellular membrane-bounded organelle
Molecular function (GO): PDZ domain binding; P-type calcium transporter activity; ATP hydrolysis activity
Source: RefSeq, a predicted model, not a curated record
AUGAGUUUUAUCUCUGAAACAAUGCAUGCUGGGAAGGCAUGUUUCUUUAGAAUCUGAUUUUAAUGAGAUGAUGAACUCAAAGUACGUUCAUUCAACUCAUCAAUUCAAGUCAUAAACUCAUGUUUAUCGACAAAGAUAAAUUCAUGUAUGAUGUUUUACAGUACAGUUGUUCCAAUACUUGUACAAUGCAUUUUUUCUUUCAUUCUAUAUCUGACUUUAUAUCAAAUUUUUGCCUCAAUUUAGCAAAGAAUAAUCACAAAGACAGCUACAGCCCUGCAUGCUCGUUUAGGAUCAUCUGCAUGUCUUGUAUUUUUUAAAACAUGAUAAUAUCCCAUGCAAGAAGCGUACACUGCGGUGUGUCUGGUGUCGUCAUCACGCAGCCGAGUAGGUGGGGGUUGACGUAUACACCAGCCCCCCCUCCCUUCCCUCACUCGGUUCUUCUCGCGGAUGCUGCGACCAAGCUCCUGUGUGCGCGGGCUCUCACAGUGGCUCAACCCCUCCUCCUCCUCCUCCUCCUCCAAAGAUGUCGCAUGAGCAUCUCCUCUCACCGCGGCGUCUCUUUUCUUUUUUUCUUUUCUUUUUCUCCCAGUGCCCUUAACAGUUAACCUAAUUCUGUCAAAUUAGCAGCUGUCACCGCCAGGAGCAGCUAGCCCUUGUCUCGGCGCACGGACUGCCCCCCUCCCAACAACGGAGGUGUUUAAACCCUCAACCCGGCGCAUUCUCUCUCUCUCUCUCUCUCUCUCUCUCUCUCUCUCUCUCUCUCUCUCUCUCUCUCUCUCUCUCUCUCUCUCUCUCUCUCUCUCUGUGUCUCUCUCUCUGUCUCUCUCUCUCUCAAUCGCCGCAGAACUCCGCCGACCAACCGUCAAGUGACCGCGCGGAGCGGAAUAUUCAUCAGCACCGUCGUCGUCUUUCAUCCCUCCACUCCUUCGGACUCCAGACAACCGGAGCUGCUGCAGCCCGGUUCCCCCUGUAUGCGCUCAUCCGGUUUGGGACAAUCUCUGCUCUACGCAAACGCAGAUUAACGGGGAUUCUGCCUCCCCGCUCGCGCGCUGAUGCUGAUGUCCUUGAGCUCGGCCUGCACUGUGAGUCGGUCCUGGUGGUGCAGCAGUAGCUACCUCUGAACUGGAUCCAUUUCCUGUCUCUGAUUUAUCAGCCGCCUUUGCCUUGCUCGCCCCUCUCUCCAUCCGUCCAUCAUCCCUCCGUCCCUGUCUGCAAGUCUAUCAGCCCGUCCGUCUGUCUGUCCAUGGACUGGCCGUGACCCUGGAGGGAGGGGGACAGAAAAGAGGAAAGAGCGGAGUCGCAGAGGAGACGAAGGAAAAGAAAGCUGGAUUCAUUCAGACAUCACGCUUCUAUCCUUGAUCCCCCUCACCCUCCUCCUCCUGCUAUGGAGAAUUAAAGGAGCAGUGGGAGGCUAGGCCAAGAUAGUGAGGAGAAAUAAACAAAAACAACCCUAACCCCCCAUUGCCCUUAAAUAAAAUAAAAAAGGGUUUACGUGUAUUGUUACAAUUACACAUUUUUAAGUAAGAAAUCAAGACGAACCAAGAUUUUGACUGUUGAUCACAUGAACAACCCUCCACCAACCAAACGAAAGGGGAACUGAGUUGUGGACAGACUACAGAAAGAAAGGAGAGAGAAAAACCUUACUGACAUGUCAACAACUGCCACUAUGGGUGAAAUGGCAAACAGCGCGGUGGAGUUUUAUCCCAAAGGGACGCGAGGUGCAGGCUCAGGAGGAAAGGCAGACGGCAGCCAAGCAGGGGGAGAUUUUGGGGCCACGGUGAUGGAGCUCACAGAGCUGAUGGAGCUCCGAGGGACCGAUGCCCUGCAGAAGAUCCAGGAAAACUACGGAGACACAGAGGGGCUCUGCCAGAGACUACAGUCCAGCACCACGGAAGGUCUUAGCGGGGACCCGGCAGACCUGGAGCGUCGGUACCAAGCGUUCGGCCAAAACUUCAUCCCCCCAAAAAAGGCCAAGACUUUCCUGGAGCUCGUGUGGGAGGCCUUACAGGACGUCACACUCAUCAUCUUGGAGGCUGCUGCCAUCAUCUCCCUCGGCCUCUCUUUCUACCAGCCUCCCGGAAAGGAUACCGAAUCAUGUGGGAAUUUGACGGGGUCCGCAGAGGAUGAAGGCGAGGGUGACACCGGCUGGAUCGAGGGCGCGGCCAUCCUUCUGUCUGUUGUGUGUGUCGUCCUGGUGACGGCGUUUAAUGACUGGUCCAAAGAGAAGCAGUUUCGGGGUCUACAGAGUCGGAUCGAACAAGAACAGAGGUUCACUGUUGUACGUAAAGGAAAUGUCAUCCAGAUACCGGUGGCUGACAUGGUAGUGGGGGACAUGGCCCAGGUCAAAUAUGGGGACCUGCUGCCGGCUGAUGGUAUCUUGGUCCAAGGCAAUGAUCUACAGCUAGACGAGAGCUCUCUUACAGGAGAGUCUGACCAUGUGCGCAAGUCUGUGGACAAGGACCCAAUGCUGCUCUCAGGUACCCAUGUGAUGGAGGGCUCGGGCAGGAUGCUGGUGACAGCUGUAGGCGUGAACUCGCAGACGGGCAUCAUCUUCACUCUGCUGGGGGCUGGAGAGCUGGAGGAAGAAGCGAAGGAUAAGAAAGGAAAACAACCUGAUGGAGCUGUGGAGAACAAUCAGAACAAAGCCAAGAAGCAGGAUGGGGGUGUUGCCAUGGAGAUGCAACCCCUGAAAAGUGCAGAGGGAGGGGAGGUAGAGGACAGAGAGAAGAAGAAGACCAGCGUCCCAAAGAAAGAGAAGAGUGUGUUGCAGGGAAAGCUCACCAAACUUGCUGUUCAAAUUGGCAAAGCAGGUUUGGUGAUGUCAGCCAUCACCGUCAUCAUUCUGGUGCUGUACUUUGUCAUCAACACGUUUGUCGUUGAAGGUCAAUCGUGGUUGGCAGAGUGUACUCCAGUCUACAUCCAGUACUUUGUCAAGUUCUUCAUCAUUGGAGUCACUGUGCUGGUAGUGGCUGUCCCAGAAGGCUUACCACUGGCUGUGACCAUCUCACUGGCUUAUUCUGUCAAGAAAAUGAUGAAGGACAACAACCUCGUACGGCACCUGGAUGCGUGCGAGACCAUGGGCAACGCCACGGCCAUCUGCUCCGACAAGACCGGCACCCUCACCACCAACCGCAUGACUGUGGUGCAGUCUCACAUAGGUGACGUGCACCACCGUGUGGUCCCGGACCCUGGACAGAUCAACCCCCGGACACUGGAUCUAUUAGUCCACGCUAUUGCUAUCAACAGCGCCUACACCUCCAAGAUCUUACCUCCUGAUGUGGAAGGGGGUCUGGCUAAGCAGGUGGGCAACAAGACAGAGUGUGGCCUGCUGGGAUUUGUAUUGGACCUACAGCAGGACUACGCCCCUGUCAGAGAGCAGAUGCCUGAGGAGAGACUGUACAAGGUGUAUACCUUCAACUCAGUGCGUAAAUCCAUGUGUACAGUGAUCAAGAUGCCUGACGGUUCCUUCCGCCUCUACAGCAAAGGAGCCUCUGAGAUCAUGCUGAAGAAGUGUUCCUCUAUCCUUGAGGCCAAUGGAGAACCGCGCACUUUCCGCCCACGUGACAGAGAUGAGAUGGUCAAACAGGUGAUCGAGCCGAUGGCAUGUGAGGGGUUGAGGACCAUCUGCAUUGCAUACCGUGACCUGCCGUCUAUUCCGGAGCCAGACUGGGAAAACGAAGCGGACAUAGUGACAGACUUGACCUGCAUCACUGUGGUUGGCAUAGAGGACCCUGUGCGGCCUGAGGUGCCCGAGGCCAUUCGCAAGUGUCAGCGUGCAGGCAUCACAGUGCGGAUGGUGACUGGUGAUAACAUUAACACCGCGAGGGCCAUUGCUGUUAAAUGUGGCAUCAUCCACCCCGGGGACGACUUCAUCUGUAUAGAUGGAAAAGAAUUCAACCGACGAAUCAGGAACGAGAAAGGAGAGAUUGAACAGGAACGCAUUGACAAAAUCUGGCCCAAACUUCGUGUGUUGGCUCGAUCCUCGCCAACCGACAAACACACACUGGUUAAAGGCAUCAUCGACAGCACGGUCUUAGAACAGAGGCAGGUUGUCGCAGUAACAGGAGAUGGAACCAAUGACGGUCCAGCUUUGAAGAAGGCUGAUGUGGGCUUUGCCAUGGGUAUCGCGGGGACAGACGUGGCUAAAGAAGCGUCUGACAUCAUCCUGACGGAUGACAAUUUCAGCAGCAUUGUCAAGGCAGUGAUGUGGGGGCGAAAUGUCUACGAUAGCAUCUCCAAGUUCCUGCAGUUCCAGCUCACGGUCAACGUAGUGGCUGUCAUCGUGGCCUUCACCGGGGCCUGCAUCACUCAGGACUCUCCUCUGAAGGCGGUGCAGAUGCUGUGGGUGAAUCUCAUCAUGGACACGUUUGCUUCUCUGGCCCUGGCCACCGAGCCCCCCACUGAGGAUCUGUUGCUACGGAAACCCUAUGGUCGGAACAACCCGCUCAUCUCACUGACCAUGAUGAAGAACAUUCUGGGACAUGGAGUGUACCAGCUGAUCAUCAUCUUCACCCUACUGUUCAUAGGUGAGCACAUCUUUAACAUCGACAGCGGCCGCAACGCUCCGCUCCACUCCCCUCCCUCUGAACACUACACCAUCAUCUUCAACACCUUCGUCCUCAUGCAACUUUUCAACGAGAUCAACGCUCGGAAGAUCCACGGAGAGAGAAAUGUCUUUGAUGGUAUAUUUGCCAACCCCAUCUUCUGCACCAUCGUUGUGGGGACCUUCGCUGUGCAGAUCGUGAUUGUGCAGUGGGGAGGGAAGCCCUUCAGCUGCGCUCCUCUCAACAUGGAGCAGUGGCUCUGGUGUCUGUUCGUGGGAGUUGGAGAGCUCCUCUGGGGGCAGGUGAUUGCCACAGUGCCAACGGAGCGGCUGCCAUGUCUGAAGGAGGCAGGGCUGGGCCUGGAGCCCAGCGAAGAUGAAGGGGAGGAUAUGGCAGACGAUGAGGAGGAGAUCGACUGUGCUGAGAGAGAGCUGCGCCGCGGACAAAUCCUCUGGUUCAGAGGUCUCAACCGCAUCCAGACCCAGAUGGAGGUAGUGAGCACGUUCAAGCGAAGCGGUUCGUUUCAGGGAGCGGUGAGACGGCGUUCCUCUGUGCUCAGUCAGCUGCACGACGUAAACACUAUCUCUACCCCCUCUCACGUAGCUCUCUCCACCGCAACAGCCAAUACCAGCCCAGCCCCCGGGAAUGCGAGUGGUGAAAGCAUUCCGUAGUUCGCUUUACGAGGGCCGGGAGAAACCGGAAUCCCGCAACUCCAUCCACAACUUCAUGGCCCACCCAGAGUUCCUCAUCAACGACCUCAUCCACAACAUCCCACUGAUCGACGACACUGAUGUGGACGACGAAUCAGAGCUCAGCAGAUACCAGCACCUGCACCCGGCCCUCCGCAAGCCGCCGCCCCCUCCCACCCAGCCCCCAGCCCGCACCCACCCCACCCGCCCCUACCGUCAGUACAGCCUCCCGGUGACCCCGUGCAACAGAAACAACAACAACAACAGCAGCAGCAGCAGCAGCAGCAGCAGUUCAACAGUCACCCACAGCAACAAAAGCACCACCACAGUUUCCCCCAGCAACCGGAGCCCCCGUUACCACCACCAACACCAACACCACCAUAUCCAUCACGGCAGGGACAGGCCGGGGAAACCCUCCGCCCCUCACCUGGCCCAUCUCUACUGUGUGGAGACCUCCUUAUAACUGAGCUGAGCGUGGGUCAGGGGAGGGGAGAAGGGAAAGGACGUUUUGGGGAGGAAAGGGGGGCGCAAGAGGCGGGACUGAGGACUCACACAUGACAUUUUCAUCCACUCUCCCUUACAACAUGCAAACCGGAGGGAGUGAAGGAUGGGGGAGGACCCGGAGGGAGGGAGUGGACAAUGGUUGGAGACUUCUGCUCGCAACUCCCUGAGAACAUUGCGACUUUCCCUCCUUUUGCCCUUGCCCCCGACCCCCUCCAUCCUCGAACCCACCGCCAUGUUCGUCGCCCCCCCCUGAAGAUCCCGCCCACUCCACCCUACCAGAAUGCACGCACACUCAUCACACACACGCACAGGGCUGCUCUAGCUGCGUUGUCCUGCUGAGUAACGGUGGGUCGGAGAGGGAGGAAGACGGACAUCCCAAAAAAACAACACAUCCUUCAACGCUUCAGCAGAACAGGGCCAUGUCAGGUCCAGAGGCUGACCCUCUCUGUUCUAUUGGUGUUCAUCAUACUCACCUACCUACCUGCCAUGGCACCAUAGUCACCACCACCCCUGUCAUGUAUCUGGCUACAGUCACUUACUUUCAAUCCAAGUAUUUUCUUUUCUUUCAUUCCUCUUUAUCUUUCAGUGUGUGUCUGUGUAUUGUCUUGUCUCUUCUGAAAAAACUAAAACAUAACAAAAACAAAUUGCAAACAAAGAUACUGUUCAUUUAAACCUAAUAGUAAAUAGUAUGGCUGCAAAAAACAACAAAAGGAGGGAGGGAAUACAUAUAUAUACAGUAUAUGUAUAUAUAAUUUGAAUGUUUGGGAAGCGACAGCACAGAACUCGUUAUGUUAAUCACUCUCCAGCCCAACAUGCCUAAUCCUUGAAUGCCGCCCCAUAAGUCCACAUGACCUGUUAUCUGUAAUAUUGUCCACCCUGCUGUGAGAUGCUACAGCGUGUAGGAUCUCACAGUAUUGUCAUGUAUACAUGUACACACAGGACUAACUUCAUUUACAGCCUCCUGCCAUGUUGUGAACUGAUGAGUAUGUAUUGGUAAUAUUUAUGGUCCUCUUUCACUUCAUUCUGUUACGUGUCCCAUCAUCUUCUCUCUUGCUGUUCCUCAAGCCAUUUGGUUGUUUUCCUUAGCUCACUUUGUCCCGUCUCAUCCCUCCUGGUAUUUUAUUGGUGGGUGUGUGUACCAGUUUUUUCCUUUUUUGGAAGCAUUAACCCUUUAAAUGCCAUCAAACACACAAUGCACAGGCGAUGGCCCUUUAAGACUAACAUGCACUCACUUCAAAGCUGCUCACGUGCCAUUGGGUCGUCUCCAUCAUGUGCCCUCUCCAUGAGUUUUGUGGACAAAGAGAUUGUUUCAUUUGAUCAGUUGGACGUUCCAUCCAGAAGUUUUUACAAAGAAGGAAAGUAAUCACUGUUUGACGUUGAAUAGGAACCAACUCAUGUCUAAUGUCAGUGUUCAGUUUUAGCUUUAGGCCCAAAGCCCACUUAAUCAGGUACGACCAAUGAGAGCUCAUGUGCCAUGUCCAUGUGUCAAAUACUGUGCAUUCCCCAUCAUCAUGAUAAUCAAUAAGUAGAGUGGGAUACUUUAAAGGAACAGUUUGACAUUUUGGAAAAUACACUUAUUUACUUUAUUGCUGAGAGUUAAGUGAAGAUCAAAACCAUUUUCAUGUCUGUACGGUAAAUAUGCUAAAGCCAGCAGCAGGUUAGCUUAGCAUAAAAACUGGAAACCAGUGGAAACAGCACUAAUUAACACAUUAUAUCUUGUUAAUUUAAUUUGAAAAACACGGUAUCUGCAGUUAUAAUUCAGUUUCCUUAAUAAAUGGGAGGUAUUAAAACCUUAAAAAUAUUUGUAUGUGUCUUUCUGGAGACAUUCUGUUGUAUUAAAGGUGCCGGUAGAAGCAUCUUCUUACCUUCGGACAGAGCCAGGAUAGGCUGUUUCACCCUAUUUCCAGUAGUUAUGCUAAGCUAAGCUAAAUGGCUACUGGCUUCAGCUUCACAUGAAACGGACAGAUAUGAGAGGUUUCCAUCUUCUCGGCAAAAAAAAAGUUAAUAAGCGUAUUUUCCAAAAUGUCCAAAAUAUUGCUUUAAGACUAGUGAUGCACGAUUUCGGAUUUCAGCCGAUAGGCUGAUAUAGAUAUACGCACAUAUUGUUUUCCACCUAACUGCAGAGAACAUCAAGUCUCUCCUGUGAUGGGAUUAUUAUAAUGCCUACUGUUAUCAUGAUGGUCCAGAUGCAGACAUAAAAUACAGUGCUUUUCAUCAUGUACACAUUCACUGGGAAAACUACUUCAACUUAGAUAUCAUGUACAACAAGCCAUAUGUAUUAUUAUGUAACAUAUCGGAAGGAAGUCUUCAUUUCAUUUUAAAGCCUUUAUCUGCCGUGACCGAUGACGUGCCGAUGUUAUCGUGCAUCCCUAAGACAUAUUAUGCUGAAGCUUUCCAAUGUAAAGUGGCAUAACAUGCUGCAUGAGCACAUCCCGACAAAAAGAAAGAAGAAAAAACUAAAUCACAGAAAACAUUUGGAUAGCCACCCCCAGUGGCGACGAGUGCAACACUCGUGACAUCACAUUCCACCGUCACCUUGCCGAAUUCCACCUCGACAUUCCAUGGAACAUACAUUCCAAACAUCACAUUCCAGACUGGGUGUGAGAGAGCCCUCCUGUAUCCCACGUUGCACUAGGUGUGGGUGAACCGCUGACAUUAUGUUGCCAAGGAGUGGGACCACAAUGCACAUCUGGACCCUUCUCUCCCGCUCCCCUGUUGACUUCCCUGAGUUACCAGCUGCUCCCACCACCAGAGAAAGGCGAUGGCAGACAAUAUGCAACAGCCUGCCUAUGUCAACACUCGUACCCAGACGUAGGAGUAGAAAUAAAGUCUCAUACAUGCAAACUCAGCGAGAGAACAUGUCGCAGGGCUCUCUGGGAACACCCUUACCUGUACAGAACCCUGUCUUCUUGAAUGCUCAUCAUCAUCAUCAUCAUCAUCAUCAUCAUCAUCAUCAUCGCCACCACCCUGACCUGACCUGUGGGAGUGGCAUUGUAUUGGUCUGUCUGUUUUGAAGCAUGCAUUUGGUAUCAUUAAUGUCACUCUUUAUGUGUUGGUAAAUCAUUUAGGCUACUGUCACUGUGUGCUAUGAUCUCUCCACAACUGCUCUCUUUCUGUCUCUCUCAUACACACACAAACACACGCACACACACACACACACACACAUCCUGUUCAAGUCCAACCUAUUCUAUUCCAGCGCCUCUUAGCACAGCUCUAUCAAUGCUUUUCCGCUGUAUACAAAAACACACACUCACACACACACACAGCGAACAGGCAGAUAAUCCACAGUGGUGUAAAUUUGACUGUCCAGUUCCAGCCAUCUCUGUCCAUCCGUCCAGCCACGUUACAUCAUGAUGUUGUUAGACAGUGUCACAGAAGGCAAAA